AGCGGCAGAGCGGAGCGGAGCUGUGAGGCGCCAGCGCGGAGCAGGCGGAUCGGCGAGCGCGAGGUGGAGCGCGGGCGGCCGGGAAAGCUCUAGGGCGGACGGCGGCGGCGCGAGCGCUCGGCCCGGGCCUGCGGGAGCCGGAGACCGCGGCGGCGGCGGCGGCUGCUGCCGGAGGAGCCGAAGGGACACCGCCCUGCCCGCGCUCUGCCUCAGGCCAUCGCUGCUCCCCCGGGGCCCCGCGAGAACUCGCCUCUGUGAAGUGUCACCAUGUCUGACCGGAAGGCAGUGAUCAAGAAUGCAGACAUGUCUGAGGACAUGCAGCAAGAUGCUGUUGACUGUGCCACACAGGCUAUGGAGAAGUACAACAUAGAGAAGGACAUUGCUGCCUAUAUCAAGAAGGAAUUUGACAAGAAAUAUAAUCCUACCUGGCACUGUAUCGUGGGCCGAAAUUUUGGCAGCUACGUUACACAUGAGACAAAGCACUUCAUCUAUUUUUACUUGGGUCAAGUUGCAAUCCUCCUCUUCAAGUCAGGCUAGGUGGCCACAGUGAAGGUGUCAGUGGCGGCGGCAGCAAUGGCAAGCAGGCAGCGUUGCUGGGACUGUUUUGCACUGGGGCCAGCAUCAGGAUGUCCUCUCCAAUGGCUGUGCUACUGCAUGGACUGUAUACUCGAUUUCAUGUGUAUGUCGCAGUAAACAAAACCAAACUUCUUUCUGUUUAGUUGCCUGGGGAAGAAGGCUGCUUUAUGUUUAUUUUUCAAGACUUAAAUUUUUUUUUUGGUUGUAUUGCACUAGGAAAUCUCUCCCACUCCUCCCUUUUCUCUUUCUCUCCCUAUACAAAUAAAAAGCCCUCAACAAGGCCUGUAAGACUAGGAGGGCUGGGGAAAAGAAAUAGGUUUCUGGAGGUGGAACUAAAACUGCAGCUGCCUCUUCCUGGUGGUGGAUGCUGCUUUAGGAGGGCCAGGGAGGCUGUGGGAGGGACAGUGUUAGGAUUGACAAGGAGAGAGGGAUAGAAUGGAGGGUAGGGGGAUUGAUCUAGUACCAGGGAGAAUAUUCCACUGAACUGUGAUUCCACGGCUUGGGGCAGGGGUUGGGGCUGGAGUCUUUAAGGGGCCCUGAGACGUGUUUGUCUGUGGUGUGUGGGAGUGGGGAGCAGACUUGUCUUGCUGUCUUUGUCAGAAGAGUUUCUAAGUAAGGGCUGUGUCUUUGUGGAUUACCUUCUUUUAUUCUUCCUGCCAGAGCUCAUGCUUGGAGGAUGUUGAGGGUAGGAUUAGCUGGAUUUUGUUUGUUUUGUUUUCAUUCUUCCCUCCUUCUGUCUGCUCCCUGCUUAGCCCUUGGUUUUCUCAUUCCUCUGGAGUUCUCUUAGAGCAGCCCCUGUUAGUUGGCUGGCAAGGGAAUUUCUGAUGACUAGUUCUUAGUUAGGUCUUAGCAAUCAAACCAAAUCAAUGUUUCCCUUGAUUUGCCUCUGUGUAUAUGUGUGUGAAUGUAUGUGUGUAUUUUGGUUUGGGGUAGAGGGGAGGGAGGGGCAGGACUGUGGAAUCUCUCCGGUAUAUGGGUAGAUAAGUGGACCUAUGUUAACCUCUGGGGCAUCUGUUUUGGGGGUGAGUAUGGGUAUCACCCCCCUCAGCCAUCUGGCCUAGACACCGCUUGCCCUAUGGCCAUCUGCUCCCAGGAGGGCUUUAGGAGGAUAGCCCAUUAUUAGGUGGCUAUGCUACCAUCUAUUCUGGAGCCUAGUCUCAGUGGUGAGGGAAAGUGACUUUGUGAAAUGUGGCAGCCUCUUUUGGGAGGCAGGAUGGAAGUGAUAAAGGGCUGUUGAGGGGCUUUGGGGGAACUUCAGAGGAGGUCAGUCUUGCAGUGGUGAAGCCAGGAAUUUGGGGAUGGAGCAGGGUCACUAGUGGUAGGAGAUUCCAAGGGGAGUGCUGGGGAAAUCUUAUCUGUGGAUCAAAAGGGAUGGGGUGGGGGAUGGGGCGGGGGGGGAAGUCAUUGCUGAUUGAGCUAUUGAUUCUUAUAAAUUGCAUUGAAAACUCAUGUGUAGGGUUGAUGCUGUGGGGGGUUUGGGAUCCAGCUCAUUCUCUUUUUCUUCCAAGUCCAUCCUUGGGGUUGGUGGGGAGGCAGGAGAAUGCCCCCUUCCCAAGCCUUUAGUGUGUACUGAGCUUUCUUUUUGAUGCUGACAGGGGAGGGUGGGGACUUGGAUGGUGAGUGAGUUCCCCAUAUCAAAUCGUUUGGUGGGCACAAUGCUGAGUGCUUGAUUUUAGGUUUUAUUUUUUUAUGAAUGUCUAGAUCUGUUUCCCCCUGCCCUCCCAGACUUGUGUGGCCAGUUGGAAAUGUCUAGUUUGUGUUCAUCUCUCCCUCAUUUCUGGAGCAGGGGCUGAGACCCCGCCACAUCUCCUGUGCUCUGCAUCCACGCCUCUUUUGGACAUUAAAGGUCAAUUGAUGCACUU
Messenger RNA from Odocoileus virginianus texanus, 2438 nucleotides. RefSeq names its product dynein light chain LC8-type 2 (gene DYNLL2). NCBI's taxonomy places the organism in Eukaryota, Metazoa, Chordata, Mammalia, Artiodactyla, Cervidae. The record is from RefSeq and is a predicted model, not a curated record. Gene Ontology annotation, cellular component: cytoplasmic dynein complex. Gene Ontology annotation, biological process: microtubule-based process. Gene Ontology annotation, molecular function: dynein intermediate chain binding.